Durio zibethinus is the source of this 3133-nucleotide messenger RNA. RefSeq names its product tetratricopeptide repeat (TPR)-containing protein. Gene Ontology annotation, cellular component: transcription factor TFIIIC complex. Gene Ontology annotation, biological process: transcription by RNA polymerase III. Gene Ontology annotation, molecular function: protein binding. The record is from RefSeq and is a predicted model, not a curated record. NCBI's taxonomy places the organism in Eukaryota, Viridiplantae, Streptophyta, Magnoliopsida, Malvales, Malvaceae.
AACAACUUCUUCUUGUAAGAAACCCCUUACCAGACAAAUCCCAUUCUCGCUUUUUAUAUAUUUUUCUCUAUCUCCCGUCCCUACUCCAAGGACUUUCCCUCUUUGUUUUGUUUCUCCCUCACAAAUAUUGUGCUCCUUCUUCAUCUCAAGGUUACAAAAGAAGAAAUCGAAGUUGGCUGCGGCGCAGAAAGGCCAUUGGACCCCUUUAUGCCAGUGGGGAUUGGCCCCUAAUCGGAGGUGUGGUGCGAGGAAAACUCCUCGAACGCUUGGCUUUGCUUCUCUUUCCUUGUUCCUCGAGUUCCUCCAUAUAGUUCAAAUUGAAGAAGGAAAGCUUUUGUUUAAACCACUCAUUGUUUUGGCCCAAUUACAAUGUCGAGUCCCAACAACCUUGCUCUUGACUAUGAAGCUCUGGCUGAGAAGAAGCGCAAAGCACUCGUCGACAUGCACCGUGGUGAGGGGUCAUCAAAAAAAGCUAGGAAUGAGGAUAUUUCCGAAGGAAUUAUGGAUGAAAUAAUGCAAGCCAUGAACUAUGGUAGUCGGAGAAAAUCAAGCAAGCCUAAGAAACGGGGCAGGCGAAUGGGAUCCAAGAAUAAACUGAGCCCCAUAAUUAAGAGCAUGGUUGGAGAUGCUACACUUCACUAUGGAAAUGGCCGUUUCAAAGAGGCCAUAUCUGUUUUGAAUGAAGUUGUUAGGCUUGCACCAAAUUUUCCUCAUUUAUAUCAUAUGCUUGGACUUGCUCAUAAAGCUCUUGGUGAUAAUAAAAGAGCUUUUCAGUUCUACAUGCUAGCAGGACUUCUUAAGCCAAAAGAUCCUGAUCUGUGGAAACUGCUUUUUACCUGGUCCUUAGAGCAACAGAAUGUUAGUCAGACCUGCUAUUGCCUUUCUAAAGCAAUAAUAGCAGACCCUGCAGAUAUUGGUUUAAGAUGUCUUCAAGCAUCACUUUAUGUUGAGCUUGGUGAUAAUCAGAAAGCAGCUGAGUCAUAUGAACAAAUUCAACAAAUUUCUCCUGAGAAUGUUGAAGCAUUGAAAAGUGGGGCUAAGUUAUACCAAAAGUGUGGUCAGAUUGAACGAUCUGUUGCUAUUUUGGGGGACUAUCUUGAGGGUCAUCCAGAGGAAGCUGAUUUGAGUGUGAUUGAUCUUCUUGUUGCUAUGUUGAUGCAAAAUAAUGCAUAUGAAAGGGCUCUUCAGCAAAUUGAGCAAGCCCAAGUUACAUACUAUUUGGGAAAAGAACUGCCUGUCAACUUGAAAACUAAAGCAGGAAUCUGCCACAUUCACCUGGGAGAUGCAGAGAAGGCCAAGAUGUUCUUCAGUGUGUUGCAAUUCAGUAGAGCACAUGAUCAUGCUGACUUUAUUACUGAGGUUGCGGACACAUUUAUGACUCUUGGGCAUUUUAACUCUGCAUUGAAGUAUUACUAUAUGUUGGAGAAUGAUGAUGGAGUCGAUGAUGAUCAUUUACAUCUCAAAAUUGGUCACUGUUACUUAUCCUUGGGAGAAAGAAUGCAAGCAAUCAAGUUUCUUCAAAAGGCUCUGCAACGACUAGAGAACAAUGUUGAUGCUCGUUUAAAUUUGGCUUCCCUUCUUGUUGAAGACUCUAAAGAAGAUGAAGCAAUUUCUUUGCUGUCUCCUCCCAAAAAUUGUGAUUUACACAAUAUUGACCAGAAUUCUGGGACAUCUAAACCAUGGUGGCUCAGUGAGAAAAUAAAACUGAAGCUUUGCAACAUUUAUAGAGCUAAAGGGAUGAUUGAGGAAUUUGUCAACACAAUUCUCCCUUUGGUUCGAGAGUCACUUUAUAUUGAAUCUCUUGGGCUGAAGAUAAAGGUGAAGAAAAGGCUAAGAGAGAGUGUUCUAUUUGAAAGAGUCAAAAAAGUUGAUGAUCAGCAACCUGAUGGUGUAUUUUGUGGGUCAAGACCGAUAGUAACUCCAGCAGAUAGGCUGAAAGCUUCCAGAGCUAGAAAGCUGCUGCAAAAGAAAGCAGCUUUGAAGGAAGAAAAGAAAGCAGCUGCAAUUGCUGCAGGACUUGAUUGGCAUAGUGACGAUACCAAUGAUGAAUCUGAGGAAGAACAUGUUAAAGAGCCACCUUUGCGUAAUCUUCUGAAAGAUGAGGAGCAUCAACACCUAGUCAUAGACUUGUGCAAGGCAUUGGAAUCUUUACAAAGGUAUUAUGAAGCGUUGGAGAUUAUCAAACUUGCAUUGAAAUCAGGUCAUAACAUUUUGCCUGUUGAGAAGGAGGAACAGCUUCGAUCACUUGGAGCACAAAUGGCAUACAGCACCAUGGAUUCCAAGCAUGGGUUUGACUGCAUAAAACACAUUGUUCAGCAGCAUCCUUACAGUAUUACUGCUUGGAACUGCUAUUACAAAGUAAUCCCAAGAUCAGGAAAAAGUUAUUCAAGACAUUGUAAGUUUCUACGUUCUAUGCGAAGCAAACACAAUUCUGUACCAUCUAUCGUUAUUUCUGGCCAUCAGUUUACCAUGGGUAGUCAUCAUCAAGAUGCUGCUCGAGAAUACCUUGAAGCUUAUAAGUUGUUGCCAGAGAAUCCCUUAAUUAAUUUGUGUGUUGGGACUGCAUUAAUCAACUUAACUCUUGGGUUUAGACUCCAAAACAAGCAUCAGUGUCUUGCACAAGGUUUAGCAUUCCUCUACAACAAUCUCCGGCUUUGUGAGAGCAGCCAGGAAGCAUUGUAUAACAUUGCGCGGGCUUGCCAUCAUGUGGGACUUGUGUCUCUAGCAGUUGCAUAUUAUGAAAAGGUGUUGGCAACGGUUGAGAAGGAUCAUCCUAUGCCAAAACUUCCGAACGAGAAUUGGGAUGGGUUAGAGAAUCAGAAAGAUGGGUAUUGUGAUCUUGGGAGGGAGGCAGCUUUCAAUUUGCAUUUAAUCUAUAAAAAAUGUGGAGCAAUGGAUCUUGCUCGUCAAGUCUUGAGAGAUCAUUGCACCUUUGAUUAAUAUUUAUUUUACUACAGAAAUUGUGCUACUUUUAGUACUUUUGCAUGUGAACUUUAGAUCUCCAGGGGUAACAAUCACCUUGAUCUAUUAAUAUGUAAAUGGUUUUAGGAUCUUAAUCUUACUCAUCUCCAAUGGGAACAAGAAUGGAAAAUGUGUAUUAUGUUGUGGAUCUGAGAAUGAGGAUUAGGAUUGG